Molecule: messenger RNA, 1506 nt
Organism: Cynoglossus semilaevis (tongue sole)
Lineage: Eukaryota; Metazoa; Chordata; Actinopteri; Pleuronectiformes; Cynoglossidae
Product: zona pellucida sperm-binding protein 3-like
Exons: 8
Coding region: 12-959 (315 amino acids)
Biological process (GO): egg coat formation; binding of sperm to zona pellucida; positive regulation of acrosome reaction
Cellular component (GO): extracellular matrix
Molecular function (GO): acrosin binding
Source: RefSeq, a predicted model, not a curated record
AAGAGGACGGGAUGAAAAUAACCGUAAUGCGUCGUUUUAUGGAAAAGAUGAAGAUCCCAUUCAAUCCAAAGUAUCUGCGACUUGGAGCAAAGUCAUCUCAGGAGACACAGUGUGGACCGAGAGGACGUGGGUUCGAUUAUUCGAUGAUCAUUUCUGUAGGGCUGGGAGAGUGUGGCACUGAGUCGACUUUUCGAGGCCAGUGGCUUGUGUACUCCAACCACCUGUUGCUGUUCCCCACUGUGGCUCUGACGUCCUCUGGGAGUGUUAUUAUUAGAGGAGCCACAGUUGUUAUACCUGUUGAAUGUCAUUUCUUGAGGGAGCAGACAGUUUCUGCAGAACCGUUAAGUCCAACAUGGCUACCUAUGACAUCCACCAUCAGUGUAUUUGGCCUUCUGGACUUUUCCAUUCACACAAUGGAAGAUGACUGUACCGCUCUACGUAGUUCCUCAGUGUACCAGCAGGGGGAGGCAGUGUUUUUGGAGGCCAGAGUGGAGGCCCCUUUGCACCCUCCACUAACUGUAUAUGUGGAUUACUGUGUUGCCAUAUUGAAGCUUGAUCCACUCUCAGGGCCGAGCUAUAGGUUCAUCAACAGUUAUGGAUGUCUCAUGGACAGCAUGUUACCAGGGUCCACUUCUAAAUUCCUCCCAAGGCAGCAGGAUAACAAGUUAUGCUUCAGUUUUCACGCCUCGCUUUUUGAGCAGAAGUCUGCGGGGCAGAUGUUCAUUAGCUGCCACCUCAGGGCAACUCCGAAAGAAAAAUCCCAGAGCAGCAUUAAUAAAGCCUGCUUCUUCCACCGGCCCACAUUCAGCUGGCAUGACCUGGAUGGGAAUGAUUCUCUGUGUGAAUGCUGUGACUCUGGAGACUGUGGCUACAGUGUGCAGGUCACUCGACCACAUUCAGGAACGGAACACGAGGGUGACGCCACAGUCGGGCCACUUCACACACUGGGAGUAUACUGACCAGGUCACUUAACAAGUCCAACACCAAGGACUGAUGUGAACUAGACCAAGGGAGUUCACCAUAUUGAUUCUUCUAGUGACCAUUCAUGAGUGCAGAGUUUUAAAUAAUUCAUGUAUAUAUUUACAGUUUAAGCCAUGGAGCACAUGCUGUGAAGGAAAUUUUCACAGCUGCCAUUAAGUUAAGUUAAAAAAGCAUGGAUUUGCCAAAGAGUGUGGCAGUAACUGAGUGUCACACUUCCACAUUAAAUAAAAUUCAGCUAUUGGUGUUUUCUAUGUAGCUCCCGUGUUUUUUAUUAUUUCCUUCCCGAUGCUUGCCUGUACCGUCAGAAUACAAAACCACGUCAUGAGAAGUUUUGUGUUUCUGAUUAGUCCAAACUGAGCAGAGUUUUACUGUAGCCAUGACAUAUUUGGAAUAUGUGAAUAUGAACGAUCAGACGCUGGUUAAAAUAUGUCCAUCACCUCGUGUCAGGUCCAAGAACAGGACUCAGGAAGUUUCCUAAAACGUUUUCCUAAAAAUUACAACACAUAGAAUAACACCACCGCGUAU